Molecule: messenger RNA, 1744 nt
Organism: Impatiens glandulifera
Lineage: Eukaryota; Viridiplantae; Streptophyta; Magnoliopsida; Ericales; Balsaminaceae
Product: probable methyltransferase At1g29790
Exons: 1
Coding region: 252-1685 (477 amino acids)
Molecular function (GO): methyltransferase activity
Source: RefSeq, a predicted model, not a curated record
AACUCUCUUUCAAUGGGCCCAUGUUGAUAUCUAUAUUUAUGCUAUCCAGAAAUCAAAAAUCAAACUUCAUCUCCAUAUGCUUCUAAUCUGAGAAUUUGACACCAUUGAUGAGCAUUUCCAGCGAUUAAGUUCGAGGUUUCAAAUGGGUAAGAUCAGAAUCUACAUUUAACUCUUCAAUUUCUCUGGGUUUUUCUUUAUAUUCAAAUCCCAGUUCCUAUUUUGUUUUUCAUUUUGAUUGGUUGAUUGGAUCUAUGGGUAUGGGAAGUUCAUGCUUUCCAAAGUGUAGAUUAGGUAAAGUAAUGGCUUGGAUUCAAAUCGUCUUAGGAAUUCUUGUCAUAGUUAUGAGUUGUUUAAGUCUAUUUGGAUUCUAUUAUGCCGGUUUCUUCUUCUUCAAUCAUGAAGAUACUUGUCGUAACUUCUAUGGAGGUGAUGUUCAUAAUAAGCAUGUAGAAUCAUCAUCAUCAUCACAACAACAGGAUAAUAUUGAUGUAAGAGCCUUAUCUGCAAGAAUCAAUGAAGUUCUUGAUCAACUCGAAAACCUACAAACUAAACUCGAAUCAACCGUCCAAAACCUUGAAAAGAAGAAAGACAGUUCAAAUAAAGAGCAAAUCAAGUUUCUAGAGGACGUGAUCAUUCGUCCACUCUACACUGCUCACGUUUCUUUACGACAGAUUCGUUUGCCUCGACUAGAAUCUAUAGGAAACGAAACUGUUAAAGAGGAGCCUUUGAUUAAUUCGUUCGUGGUUGAGGAAAUUCGAAAGUACAUAACCCCGAAAACAAAUAGGCAUGGGAGGACGAAUAUCUAUGGGGCUGAUGGUGUUUAUAAUACGAUUGGCCAUGCUUGUGUACUCAUGAAGAAGGAAUUGGAACAAUAUAUGGAUUAUGAUAUUGGAUCGUAUUGUAAGGAUGAUUGGAAUGUUGCGCAGAAACUCAUGAUCAACGGCUGUGAUCCAUUGCCAAGACGGAGGUGUUUAACGCGAGCAUCAAAGCUCUACACGAGUCCUUAUCCGAUAAACGAGUCUCUUUGGAGAUUACCCAAAAAUGGAAAUGUAAGAUGGAACAAUUACGCAUGUAGGAAUUUUGAUUGCUUAUCGAGUAAGAAUCCUAAACGAGGCUAUUCUAAGUGUGUAGGAUGUUUCGAGAUGGAAAAGGAACAAUUGAGAUGGGUGGUGAACACGACACUAGCUGUUGAUUUCUUGAUAAAUGAUGUAUUGAGGAUUAAACCGGGGGAGAUAAGGAUUGGUAUAGCUUAUGGGAUUGGAACAGGUUCAUUUGCAGCUCGAAUGAGAGAACAAAAUGUUACUAUCAUCACAACCGCGCUUAAUCUUGGUGCUCCGUUUAAUGAAAUGAUCGCGCUUAGAGGUUUGAUUCCGCUUUACAUGACGUUGAAUCAACGGUUGCCUUUCUUUGACAACACGAUGGAUUUGAUCCACACGGGUGGAUUUAUGGACGGGUGGAUGGAUUUGGUGUUGAUGGAUUUUAUAUUGUUCGAUUGGGAUCGAGUUUUGAGACCGGGUGGUUUUUUGUGGAUUGAUAAGUUCUUUUGUAAGAGGAAGGAUUUGGAUGAUUAUAUGUAUAUGUUUUUGCAGUUUAGGUAUAGGAAACAUAAAUGGGUUGUUGCUCCUAAAUCUAAAGAUGAAGUUUAUCUUUCAGCAUUGUUGGAGAAACCUCCUAGAUCAUUGUGACAACAACUAUCUUUUGUUCAAUUUUUAUUUUUGUGUAUCUUCUUGUUUUCUAAUAGAUU